AUGUACUUCUGUUCACAAACAAGUUAUAAAUUUCGAGUACAAUGUUUAUUAUCCGAAGAAAAAUUUAAAAAAUCAUUACGCUUGCAUAACAUUGAAUCGAAUUUUAAUGAAAAAUAUAUUAAACAAGAAAUUUGUAAAACUGAAUUAAUAGAACAGAAUAAUGAUUCAAAUUUCAUUUCAAUAAAAAAUGAAUACCUUGUACCUGAUGUAAAAAUUGAAGAUAACUUCUUAAACGAUUAUUCCACAAAGAAUAAUGAUUCCGAAGUUUAUAACAAUCAAUCAGAUGAUGAUUGUAUUGAAAAUAUCGAUCAUGAUAGCUUGAAAGAUGAAGCAAACGAAGAUUAUUUAGAAAAUACAGAUUGUAAAAGUUUGAAAAAUGAAGACAUCACUAAAAAUGUUAAUGAAAAAACUGUGUACAAAUGUACAGAUUGUAAUAAAGUUUAUAAAAAAGCAUGGAUGCUUGAAAAUCAUAAAUUAGAUCAUGGUCAUAAUUGUAAAGUGUGCUUUAAAAGCUUUAAUACAGAGAAUGAUUUAAAUAAACAUGCGCAAGAACAUGCGCAUUUAGAACCGAAUAGAUUUGUUUGUAAAGAAUGUGAUAAUGAUUUUUCUUCAAAAUUUUCACUAAAUUUACAUAUACGGAGUCAUCACAAAGGAGGAAAACCACACUUAUGUUCUGUUUGUGGUAGAGGGUUUGCGAUUGAGAGAUAUUUAACUGAGCAUAUGCGGAUUCACAAUGGAGAAAAACCUUAUCAAUGUAAUGUUUGCAAUGCUAAAUUUCGUCAAUCUUCGACAUUAAAAAGUCAUUUAACAACUCAUACAACUGACAAGAAUUAUAUUUGUACUGUUUGUGGUAAAAAAUUAGCUUAUAAAGCUACAUUACGAAUACAUAUGCUGAGUCAUACUGGUGUUAAAAAAUAUCCUUGUACAGUAUGUGAUAAAAGUUUCAAAGUUUCAGGUCUGCUAAGCAGACAUAUGAUUAUACAUACAGGUGAAAAAAACUACAAAUGUCAAGAUUGUGGGAAAGCAUUUGGAAGAUCACAUCAUUUAACAGUGCACAGACGAGUUCACACAGGAGAAAAACCUCAUGUUUGCUCAACAUGCGGUCGAGGUUUUACCCAAUUAAAUGUGCUGAAAACACAUUUGAAAAUCCAUAAAGAAUAA
Messenger RNA from Chrysoperla carnea, 1161 nucleotides. RefSeq names its product zinc finger protein 239-like. NCBI's taxonomy places the organism in Eukaryota, Metazoa, Arthropoda, Insecta, Neuroptera, Chrysopidae. The record is from RefSeq and is a predicted model, not a curated record. The coding region runs from base 1 to 1161 and encodes 386 amino acids. Gene Ontology annotation, molecular function: RNA polymerase II cis-regulatory region sequence-specific DNA binding; DNA-binding transcription factor activity, RNA polymerase II-specific. Gene Ontology annotation, biological process: regulation of DNA-templated transcription. The transcript is spliced from 5 exons.